CAAACAUUUUGAAUUUAGAAACUAAACACAUAGUCUAUAUAUUAGUUCAUUCAGAUGUGUUCGAGAGAGGUUACACUAUAUUAAUAUCCCUGAAUUGGAUCACGUUCUGACACAUAUGGACCGUGUCUAAGAGAACCGUAGUUAAUACAAACAUAUUAUUUCAACAUCUGUAAAUACUGUGUUGAUACUUAUUUACAAUUGUGGUGUAUGGUAAAGUAAGUCUUAAAAAAUGAACAAUAGUUGUAAUUGUGAAACUGACAGUGACAGUGACGAAUCUACUUCUGAGGAAGAUUCAGAUUAUUCUGAAGAUGAACAGGAUUCUAGAGAACCAAGAUCAACACAAGGUCGUCGUCGGGGUCGUCGAAAACAUCAUCGCAGAAAAAAAAUAGUAUGGCCUCCUCCUUCAAAUGCUACUCCAACUACUUCCACAUAUUUGAAUUGGAACUUGAAGCCACUGCAUAUAGGAAACCCAAAGCUUGGCGACAAAAUGCAACUUUUUUCUCAGACCGGUCAUCAUUUAGCAAUAUAUGCUGAUGGAGAAGUCAGGGGAACAAAAGAUGAAAAUGAUCUACAUACUUACUUGGAAAUACAAUCGGGUGGUGAUACAGGUCUUGUCAGAAUAUAUGGUCUACUAGUAAAAUUAUACAUAACUAUGGAUUCCCAUGGUGGUUUAUACGGACAGUGGAACCGUAAGUUGGAGUCAACAGUUUUUAUAGAAGCAUUCCAGGCCUCAUACAACACAUACUUGUCCAAACCACACGCCCAUUCUCGAUGGUACAUCGGUAUACAAAGAAACGGAAAGAUCAAAAGAGGGCCGAGAACAGGAUUUGGGCAGAAAGCAAUAAAGUUUUUACCAAGAAGAUCACGUUUUGAAUAAGGAUAGAAUUUUAUAUUUUAUUUCUUAAUAUACCUAUGUAUUUUUUUCUAUACAAAAAAGAUAACGACCAAAGUAUAAGGGGUUAAAUAAAUGUAUUUUAAUAAAAAAAGAUAUUGAAACUUUACAAUAUUCUUCUUCUUCGUCUUCUUGAUGUGCCUAUCCGUUACGAAUGUUGGCGAUCAUCAUGGCAAUCUUUGUCUUAUCUGCAGCAGCGCGGUAAAGCAGCAAUAUUUUUUCUUGCAGGAUGGCUUGAAGGAAUCCUAUCUGGAUUCAUUUCGCAUAAUAUGUCCGAAGAACUGUAACUUUCAAGAUUUGAUGGUGGUCAGUACCUCUCGAUUCUUAUUCAUUCUUCUGAUGACCUCCUCAUUUGUGACUGGGUCAGUCCACGAGAUCUUAAGCAUUCUCCGAUAUACCCACAUCUCAAAUGCUUCCAGUUUUCUGCACAUAUCUUCGUUCAAAGUCCACGAUUCAAAUUUAUAUCCUAUACAAAAUUCACGCCCAAAAGCAAAUAAAAUAAAAUGCCCGUAAGCGGAAUAAGUGAUAUGGAGAAUAUAAAAUUCCUUCAAUUUAAUCAAUUUAACCACACGAAUACUAGAUAUGCUAGCGCGCAUAUCCAAAUUAGUUUAAUCGUUUAUUUCUCAUAUGAUAAUAUGUAUACUGCGUAAUAUAACUUUAUGAAUACUAUAUUUUAUAUUGCAAUUAAUAAAGAAAACUUUUAUGUAGGUUUUAUGUUGUGGAAAUUGUUCUUUACCUCGUAAAACUAUAAAUAUUUAAUAUUUUUAUAUAUCUGUCA
Messenger RNA from Diabrotica balteata, 1670 nucleotides. Lineage: Eukaryota; Metazoa; Arthropoda; Insecta; Coleoptera; Chrysomelidae. The record is from the annotation of a GenBank genome assembly.